CUGUCGGCAGCCGUUGGUUGGGAGCGGCACUUACUUCCGCGUGGAGCGAGCGCGCGGGCGAGCGAGCACUGUCCGGUGACACCGAAGGGAAGGGAAGGAAAGGGAAGGGAAGGCGGGCGAAGAUGCAGCAAAUCCCCGAGGACAUAAAGAGCCUGAUUACAGAUAUUGACAUAUUUAUAAACGAGAUACUAAAGGGAGAAAACUUGACAAAGAAGGCAAAAGAGAAAAAAGAAACGCUUUUGAAAAAGCUUAAGAUUAUUAAAACAAGCUAUCCCCAGGAGUUCCAAGAGAGAGGCGAAUCGGAUGAUUCUGACAGCCAUGAAGAAUCUUUACUCGAUGGUGCUUCAAUAGCAUCUGAUCGCAAUGAUAACCAAGAAGAAGUUCAACGUUCCCCUCCAAUACCUGCACAGGAACUAAAUCAAAUUCUGAAGGCUGGGUAUUUGGAAAAGCGUCGAAAAGAUCAUAGUUUUUUUGGAUCAGAAUGGCAGAAACGGUGGUGUGUACUAAACAACAACAUUUUCUAUUACUACGGAACAGAAAAAGAUAAACAACAAAAAGGUGAUUUUGCCAUAGAUGGAUAUAUAGUCCAGCUCACUGCUAUUAUGAGGAAAGAUGCAAAGAAGGACUGCUGUUUUGAACUUACAGCUCCCGAUAAACGUCUAUAUCAGUUUGCCGCAGCCACUUCCACUGAGGCUGAGGAAUGGGUUGAGCAACUUCAAUUUGUGUUAAAAGACAGAGAAUCUGGUGUAAUCCCAGUAGAUGAUGAUUGUGAAGAAAUGUAUGACGAUAUAGAACCAGAAGUUAAUGUUGUAAAACCCAACCAAGAACCAAUAGAUGAAGACAUUUAUGAAGAGCUUCCAGAAGAAGAGGACAAUUUAUUACAACCUUCACCAACAUUAAAUGAAGUUGACGAGAAAAAGAGCCUACAUGCUGAUGGGAAUAAAACAGAGAAAGAGAGUGACUAUGUCAACUACUAUCAAGGCUUGUGGGAUUGCUCGGGGGACCAGGCUGAUGAACUGUCUUUUAAACGUGGUGAUGUCAUUUACAUUGUUAACAAGGAAUAUAAUGCAUUUGGGUGGUGGAUAGGAGAAAUGAAGGGAAUGAUUGGCUUGGUGCCUAAAGUGUACCUAAUGGAGAUGUACAAUAUUUGAGAAGGUCUGGCACGAACAACUCAAUAUAUUUGUGACUUCAUACCAGCUUUAUAUAACAUCUUUGGUGAAUACCUAGCCAGUAUAUUUUCAUUGGUUUCAAGACCUGUCAUUACAACUUAAUCAAUUGUAGACAAACUCAAAAUCGAAGGGGAUGAGGCUGAUUUUCCUUCCUUUCCCCCAGAGUAUCUUGAAGUAACUGUAAGCACUGUUUUCUGUCUUGUCUGUUUCACUUUAUUGAAUCUUGUUCUAAUGUUCCAGUCUGCAAAUUUUACGGUUCAAAUAAAGUUUAAUUGUGUGCAAACUGUUGUUAUGCUAAUAAUUUAAAUGCCUGCUGUGUAACUAAUGAAAUUACUGUGUUAUGAUUAAUUUGGAAACUGGUAUGUUGAUUGUAGUAAUUGAACACAACAAGGUGAAGUAAAUGAUUAUGAUGCCAUAUGGCCUGUUAAUCUCAAAUUUUAAAGAGGAUAACAUUUUCUUCCAAUAAUUUUUUAAUACUUAUAAACAUAGUUUUUGGCAGAUCGUAAAUUCAUUAAGAUGCUUAGUUGCAGUUAAGUCUCAUAACAUUUGUACUGAAAAUCUCAGGUUUUGGUGUAAAUCUUGAAUUUAACAAGAAAAAUAAUUUCACCUGUUGAUUAACUUGAAUAAAUAAACAUUUUUUCAGUGUCU
This is a messenger RNA of Leucoraja erinaceus (little skate), 1817 nucleotides long. It is a transcript of the gene skap2, whose product is annotated as src kinase associated phosphoprotein 2. The transcript is spliced from 13 exons. Gene Ontology annotation, molecular function: protein binding. Gene Ontology annotation, cellular component: cytoplasm; plasma membrane. The record is from RefSeq and is a predicted model, not a curated record. Lineage: Eukaryota; Metazoa; Chordata; Chondrichthyes; Rajiformes; Rajidae. The coding region runs from base 123 to 1151 and encodes 342 amino acids.